Athene cunicularia (burrowing owl) is the source of this 1219-nucleotide messenger RNA. RefSeq names its product thioredoxin 2 (gene TXN2). Lineage: Eukaryota; Metazoa; Chordata; Aves; Strigiformes; Strigidae. Gene Ontology annotation, biological process: cell redox homeostasis. Gene Ontology annotation, cellular component: mitochondrion. The coding region runs from base 149 to 607 and encodes 152 amino acids. The transcript is spliced from 4 exons. The record is from RefSeq and is a predicted model, not a curated record. Gene Ontology annotation, molecular function: protein-disulfide reductase activity.
CACUGGGGCGCCUUGCCCUACGUGUGGGAAAGGACAGUUCGGGGGUGGAGGGCUCUGCUCUGUAGGACCCGGGGAAACGGGGACUCUGUGCCUGGGGCAGGGAGCCUCGCUCCGUUGAAAUGGCGAGGAAGCUGGGGCUCCAUGGCAGAUGGCCCAGAGGCUGGUGCUCCAGCGACUGCUGUCCCUCACCCCCAGGACACUACCCCCGCAGAGCUCUCUGGCACCGUGUGUGCCCCCGGCACCUCACAGUAGGGCCUUCAGCACCUCAGCAGCUUGCAGGAGCACCUUCAACGUGCAAGAUGGCAACGACUUCCAGGACCGGGUGGUGAACAACCCCAAACCUGUUGUGGUGGACUUUCACGCACAGUGGUGUGGCCCCUGCAAGAUCCUGGGCCCCAGGUUAGAGAAGAUGGUAGCCAGGCAUGAUGGGAAGGUGCUAAUGGCCAAAGUGGACAUUGACGAUCACACAGACCUUGCUAUUGAGUACGAGGUGUCAGCAGUGCCAACUGUGCUGGCUAUGAAGAACGGAGAUGUUGUGGAUAAGUUUGUGGGCAUAAAGGAUGAGGAUCAGCUGGAGGCAUUCCUCAAGAAACUUAUUGGAGCCUGAAGUAAAAAGGUGGCAGUACCUCUGCCUCUGGACACAUCCACGUUGUGCAUUCCUUGCCUGGGAGAGCUGAGGCACCUUCUACAACCUAGGAUUUUCUUUCUGGUUUGGGAUUUUUAGGAGAUGGACAGUGUUGUAACCCUUCCCUCCCACUCCCACUUCUCUUGAGCAGCAGUAGUUGUAAAGGGCAUUGAGGAGCAGGGCUGCUUUAUUUUCAAAAGGGGGAAUGCAGCUGGAUUACACCAGCCUGUGUUUAUCAGCAGAGAGAUGAUGUGCAGAGCUGCUGCUGCUGAGUUUAGAGGAGUGUUUUUGCCUAGCAUCUGAUAGCCCAGAGCAGAGGGCAGCUGCUUCCUGCAAGAUGUGGGUACAUACCUGCCCUGGGUGGGUUUGUUUAAAGCUGAGUAUGCCUCUGCCUUGUCUGUUAAACCUGUCUUUGUUCCUCUGUCCUUGUGUUGCUGGACAAGUACAACUCCUCCACAAAUCCCUGGGCUCCCAUCAUAAUUUUAUGAGAUAAAAUAGAAGUAUUUUAUGGAUCUCCUUUUGUAGUCCUGUAGUAAAGAGAACUUUAUUGGUCACUACUGUCUAGCUGGAGAAUAAAACUUGGUUCUCAGAAAA